UCCUCGCCUCCGGGAGAAAACCGCCACACUCCCCGCCAGCCCGCCCACCAUGGAUCUUGUGGACCACGGCUAUUUGGACGCGCGCUCUCCCUACGACUACACCUUCAAUUUUUGGAACGACUACCUGGGCCUGUCGACACUUGUGGCCCCCAACAAGAUGCGCGGCUCCCCCUGCGGCCCCAACUCCAUCACGGAGUCGCUGAAAGCCACGCUGGGCUUGGACGACUGCGUGACGGCGCCGAGCAGAGCCCGCCAGGACUGCUGCUGCUCCCCGCCACUCUCGCUCUGCGAGCUCCAGGAGCGGAUCUCGCUCCUCCGGCCGUACGGACAACUCGGGGCCGUUGGUAGAGACGCGGCGGCCGCCUGCGGGGGCGGCGGCCUGGCGGGGUUGGAGGCGCUCUCGGCGGAGCGGAGACGCAAGCAGGCCAAGCCGGAGCCCAAAGUGUGCGUGUUCUGUCGGAACAACGGCGCGCCGGAGGAGGUGUACGGCACGCACAUCUUGAAGACGGCGGACGGGAGGGUGUUGUGCCCCAUCCUGCGGGCCUACACCUGCCCGCUGUGCAGCGCCAACGGAGACAACGCGCACACCAUCAAGUACUGCCCGCUGUCCAGGGAGCCGCCGGGCGGACACAGAAUGCUGGCCAGAGGGAGCAGACUGACCGGCAAGAGACUCAAAAUCUUCUGAAGUGACGAGCACGGCGGCGUGCAAGGAUGUCAUGUUUCCAUUUCUUGUCUUGCAUAUGGAUCCAAUCCAGCCUGCACAUUUACAACCACUAGAAACUUCCAAUUGACAUGCUCAGAUAUAAGAGACAUUUUAUUCAGUCAAAUCCAAUCUGAAUGAGGCUUGGAAUUAAGAUAAGUUUCAGUGCUUGCUCAAAGAGGUUCACUAUGUCUUCUUCUUCAUAUUCUUCUUCAAAAUGUUCUUGUAAUCACACCAGAUUUUUGGUGUGUUAGAUGGAAUGUUUACCUGACAUGUUCCGACUGUCUGCAGACAUCUAAUACAGGGUUCCCCAACCUUCUUCCCACCAGG
Messenger RNA from Entelurus aequoreus (snake pipefish), 1030 nucleotides. Its product is annotated as nanos homolog 1-like. The record is from RefSeq and is a predicted model, not a curated record. Gene Ontology annotation, cellular component: perinuclear region of cytoplasm. Gene Ontology annotation, biological process: negative regulation of translation; oogenesis. Gene Ontology annotation, molecular function: zinc ion binding; mRNA binding. The transcript has a single exon. Bases 50 to 685 code for a protein of 211 amino acids. NCBI's taxonomy places the organism in Eukaryota, Metazoa, Chordata, Actinopteri, Syngnathiformes, Syngnathidae.